Messenger RNA from Malassezia pachydermatis, 798 nucleotides. Its product is annotated as smad fha domain-containing protein. The transcript is spliced from 3 exons. Gene Ontology annotation, cellular component: nucleus. Lineage: Eukaryota; Fungi; Basidiomycota; Malasseziomycetes; Malasseziales; Malasseziaceae. Bases 1 to 798 code for a protein of 265 amino acids. Gene Ontology annotation, molecular function: protein binding; mRNA binding. Gene Ontology annotation, biological process: mRNA splicing, via spliceosome; maintenance of RNA location. The record is from RefSeq and is a predicted model, not a curated record.
AUGUCCAGGGAGGCAAGUCCAGGGCGCUCGGUGCCCGACCGGUAUGUAGAGGAGCCCCGCCGUUCGCACGGAAGCCAUCAACGUGAGCAUCGCUCGUCGCGUGAGCGGUCUCCGUACCGCUCUUCCCGUAGCGAUCGGGAGCGUUCGCAUCGGCGCCACUAUGACGAUGAUCGUGAGCGACGUCGUGAGCGUGACAAGCAUCACCGGCGCUCACGCGAUCGUGAUUCGUACGAUGAUCGAUCUUCUUAUAAUACCCACCGUGACUCUCCUACUCGGUCGCCUUCGCGCACGCCAAGCCAAGCAGGGCCAAGUACGGCACAGCCGAGUGCCCAACCCAACUUUGAGCGAUCUGGCCUUCUCGCGAAGGAGAGCAAUAGUGUGAAUGGAGUGGCACUCAAAUACCAUGAGCCACCUGAAGCGAAGAAGCCGAAACGAUCAUGGCGAUUGUUCGUGUUCAAGGAUGGUAAGGAAGUGGAUAUGUUUGUCCUUGGAAGGCAAUCUUGCUAUCUGUUUGGACGCGAUAAGACCGUGGUAGACAUACCGAUUGAGCAUCCCUCAUGCUCCAAGCAGCAUGCUGUGAUACAGUUUCGGCAGGUCACCAAACGAAACGAGUUUGGUGAUGAAAAGCGUUACGUGCAACCCUUCUUGAUCGAUUUAGAGUCAGCCAAUGGCUGCAUCGUAAAUGGAGAGAAUGUGCCUUCCUCGAGGUACUAUGAACUUCGUUCGGGCGAUACGUGCCAAUUUGCCGCCAGCAGUCGCGAGUAUGUACUACUCGAUGAAGGGGCGGCUGCUUCGUAG